Molecule: messenger RNA, 6207 nt
Organism: Penicillium cataractarum
Lineage: Eukaryota; Fungi; Ascomycota; Eurotiomycetes; Eurotiales; Aspergillaceae
Product: AP-1 complex accessory protein LAA1
Exons: 3
Coding region: 1-6207 (2068 amino acids)
Biological process (GO): retrograde transport, endosome to Golgi; endocytosis; intracellular protein localization
Cellular component (GO): Golgi apparatus; endocytic vesicle; membrane
Source: RefSeq, a predicted model, not a curated record
AUGUCUGCCUCCGAAACUGCCCCCGCGCCAUCACCUUCCGAAAAUGCAGUACCAGAGCUGGAUAUUCCCAAGCUCCAUGACCUCCCAUCCGAACAACAGGACCUCUACCUGCUCACCUUCACAUCCGACCUAGUCCAGUACAUAUCCGGCCUCGAUGCGGCGCAGGUCUCCGCACAGCAAAAGUCGCUCAAGAAGGAAUUGUUCAAGAUCCUGACCCUCUCCUCCCCGACCCUCACACGAGUACUCCGCAAUAACCUCGGACGAUGCUUUGGCGCUAUUCUGGCCAAAGGGGAUCGCGGGAUCCUCUUCGAGACGAUUACCGACCUGCUAGGGAUAUUGAGUGCCGGAAAGAGCGAGGCUGAGAUUAAGACCAAGUUCGCUGCGGUGCACUGUCUGGGCGAGGUAUUUGCAACGGCUGGUGAGAGCGCAUUCAUGCAAUCGAAUGUUGCGACGGCGGGUACACUGAAGCUCCUCAAGUCAGCGAGCACUCAUACUGGCCUACGCGGCGUUAUAUUCUCGGUCUUGCGCAAGAUCAUUGUCGGUAUUGGUGUUCCAAUUGAUGAAUCGGUUGCGCGCGACAUUUGGAAACAGGCGCGUAAUGCUGCAACCGGCGACAAGUCUACUUUCGUUCAGGUUCAUGCGUGUCGCUGCAUGGAACAAUUAAUUAAUACGACGCCAUUCUUCGAAAAUACGAAUGACUUUGAAAACUUGAAGACUACAAUUUGGAAGGUCAUCGACAGCCCGGUCGCACCAGUUCGCCAUGCUGCGUCUGCUGUCCUCGGACGAGCGCUGGUUAAGCUACAUGUCACAGAGGCACACGUCAUCGCGGCGCCUAAACCGAAGUCGAAGAAAUCUAAGCGAAUGUCCAAAAAGCCAACCGCGCGUCCAGGUGAGGAAGACGAGGAUGAAAUGUCCGAGUCAUCUACGGCGGCGGCCAGCACGUCUAAGAAGGAUGCCCGGCUAUUCUUCCUUCUCCCCGAUCUCUUGCGACAACUAUCCUUCCAAUACUUGAAGAGUACGACCUCGAACCGCUCGCGCGCGGGUAUUUGCUUGUGUUAUAAAUACGUGCUUCGCAAUUUGGGAGAUAAAGUCGUGGAGGAACGGUAUGGCCAAAUUGCGUCGAACUUGCUGUUCGAUUUGCUGAACCACCCGACGGUCACAUACAAUCGGUUCCGAUUGCUUAUGACCCGCAAGUUUGUUAAAUCUAUUCUCGAAGACACGAUUGGCCGAGAACUGCUUCGGGAAAACAGCCAGCUGAACGCUGCCAGAUGGCUUAUCAAUGAGAUCUUGAAGGACUACCCACAAGUUAUUCAAGAGCGUCGUGAGCCGAGCAAAUAUACAUUGACCAGCACUGUUAGUGCGCUGUCCUCGCUGAUCUCAUCGCUGGGCUCUGCAUUCGCUGUUCUUGCUGAUAGCUGCCGUGAUGCCUUGCUUCAAGUUCUUCCACACCCAAGCUAUACCGUCCAGAUCCAUGCAGCGCACUGCUUGCGUGGAUUUGUGCUGGCAUGCCCCCACCAGCUUCUCUCCUGCGUCACUAUUUGCAUGAACAGCUUGAACAGAGAGAUUGGCCAGCUCGCAACACCGAGGCAGUCCCCUCGUCGCUGCGUUGGUUACGCGAACGGUCUCUCCGCAAUGCUAAGCACUUCCCGCUUACAACCGCUCUACGGUGCUGUCGAUGUAUUUGCCCAGAUAUUCACCCAAGCUACAGACCUCUUGAAGAUUAGCACCACAUCUGAGCUACGAGUAGCAAGUACUCAGGUCCAGACGGCCUGGAUCUUGAUCGGCGGAUUGAUGCCCCUUGGGCCCAGUUUUGUCAAGAUUCAUCUUUCCCAAUUGAUGCUGCUCUGGAAAAACGCAUUGCCAAAGCAUUUGAGCAAGGAAAACUCCGCCCAACCGAGCACACUCGAGACGAGUUUCCUGGCUCACGUGCGAGAGUGCGCCCUCAGCGCCUUGCUGGUCUUCAUGGAAUUCAAUAGCAAGCUUAUCACUGCUGAUGGUGCAAAGAGAAUCGCUGCCAUGCUGCAGAACACUGUCGAAUUCUUGAAUGAAGUGCCACGACCCAAGUCCAUGGAAGACAUCUCGCAGCGCCUGCAUCCAUCUUUGCAGCUAAACGAUUUUACAACUAUGGUUCGCCGCCGAGUUCUCCAGUGCUUCUCGAAGUUGGUGCAUGUCCAUCAUCCUAGUCAUGGGGAUAUCAUCUCUCAGUCUAACCUUUUGAACCUCGCGAUAUCCGCAUUUGCCGACCCCGACACUCAAAUUCGGCCACUGGAGAGCUCUAUCGCUGCCUCGACUGGUCAAUUUGAUGGUCUGUGGGAUCUUUGCGAUAACUAUGGAUUUGGUGUCACUGGACUUACCCGGGAGUACAUCCGGGUUGCUUUGACUGGAUCUCACGGCAAUGAGAACGGCCCGGCUUGGUCAGCUAUUGAUUCUGUGGAUCAGGCUGUUGACGAUGUCUUGACAUUCCCGAUCUGCGAGGCCAGCGAGCACGAUUCAGUGCUUCUCUACAGUUUGCGCGCGGGUGAUUCUCUAUGUGUUGAUCCGCCUACUACGGGUGUUGUGAACGCGGCGAUUGAAUUAUUUUCGGUCGCUAUUGCCCUUCACUCGCCCAAGAUGCAGGAGAGCAGCGUCGAGCAAAUCGCCACUUUCUUAUCCUCACCGGCUCUGCAGAGGAACCCUGGACGAAGAGCCGCAUUGGUCGUCAACAUUUCGGUUGCCUUGCUUCAUGCUUUGAAGGUGGCUGUCAAGGAAACCGAUUUCGUCGCUGGAAAGCUGAAUUCGUCAACGGACAAGAUUUUGCAGGAGCUCGUUCAGAAAUUCGUUGUCGACGCUGAUCCAAUUGUUCGCACCAUCGGAGUUGAAGCUUUGGGGCGCUUGUGUGAUAGUGCUGGGAAUGCAUGCACGAACACGCAGGUCAAUUGGCUUGUUGACACCAUCGUCGCUAAUAGGGAACCGAAUGCCCGAGCUGGCUGCGCUGCUGCCUUAGGAUGUAUUCACUCCCAGAUCGGUGGUAUGGCAGCUGGCCUGCAUCUCAAGACAAUCGUCGGCGUGCUGAUGUCUCUUUGCAACGAUCCUCAUCCUGUUGUACACUUCUGGGCCCUAGGUGGCUUGGAGAGGGUGGCAAACUCUGCUGGCUUAACUUUCUCACCUUUCGCCUCCAGCUCGUUGGGCAUGCUUGCGCAGCUCUAUAAUGCAGACACUCACAACGAAGAAGCUGCAGCGCUAGCAACUUCGAACAUUGAAAUGUCGUUCCUGACACCCGUGGUAAUCAGUCGAUGCGUGGACUCCUUGAUUAACGUUCUCGGGCCGGACUUGCAGGACGUUACGAAAACACGCAACCUGAUCCUUACCCUACUUCGCCAAUUUCAAUUAGAAGAGAACCCCGCGAUUGUUACUGAAAGCUCCAAAUGUUUGGAUCACUUCUCUCUCUAUGCUCCCAGCUUUGUGGACUUCGCCGGGUAUGUUAAGCGCUUGCAAGGCGAACUUCGUGCAGGCAACUCGUUGAUGCGAGAUGUGGCCGUUCGUGGUCUCAGCAACUUGAUGAAGAGAGAUGCUACUUCUGUUGUUCAAACAGCCACUGAAUCGCUCGAGGAUGACAUUUGGCUUGCCUUUGAUGAUGCGCCAGACAACAGACCUCUCAAGACAAUGAUCCAGGAAUGGCUGCAGCAGACUGCUCUCACUGAGACCGAGUUGUGGAUCCAUCGCUGCCACAAUAUCAUGACCAAGACCCGCAACAAGGUCGAGGCUCUACCGACCACUGCAGUCCAGACCGCUGCAGCUGACAUCCCUGAUGAUGAAGUUGCUGGAUUCGCAUCUGCGGCUGCCGGUGAAGGCCAAACCGAUCCUACCAGCGAUGGCGUCUCUGGCCAAGAAUUGUUGAAGUGGCAGACUCGCAACUUCGCUAUGAGCUGCCUCUACGAGCUGUUGGCAACCGUCCAAGAAGCUAUAUUACCAGACCAAACUAUCCCAGCUGAACUGGCACUACAAUCCAAGGUCGGAGAUAUUGUGCGAAUGGCGUUCUCUGCGUCAACCGCUAAUGUUAUUCAACUGCGGGUGUGGGGUCUGAAGAUCAUUGAUCAGGUCCUUACCAUGUUCGGAAAGACUCCAGAUCCAGACUUUGCCGAGGCAUCUCUGCUUGAGCAAUACCAGGCACAGAUCGGCUCUGCCCUAACGCCAGCGUUCGCGGUUGACUCCUCCGCGGAGCUUGCAUCCGAGGCAAUCAACGUGUCGGCCACGUUUAUCGCUACUGGUAUUGUGACGAACGUGGAUCGCAUGGGCCGAAUUCUGAAACUUCUGGUCCUUGGCCUGGAAAACUUUGCGAAGAACCCUGACACUACCGAGAUUGGCGACCUGAAGGGCCUGAACUCUAAUGCACGAGUAAUGGUCAAACUUGCUCUCUUCUCUGCGUGGGCUCGCCUACAGGUCGCAAGCAUCGAGCAGGAGUAUCUCAAUCAAGUGGUUCAGCCUUAUAUUGCUAGGCUCACGCCUCUUUGGCUGUCUUCUCUCCAAGAAUAUGCCCGCUUGCGAUUUGAGCCGGAUAUCUCGGGCGCUCUGGGCACAAGCACGCAGAGCAAUGACUUGGAUGAGGUCUAUGCUGCAUUGAACCGUGAGACAUUGCUCAAGUUUUACCAAGACACCUGGCUUAAUCUUGUCAAUGCUAUUGCUGGCCUUGUCGAAAAAGACAUUGACUUCGUGUUUGACGCUCUGGACGGCAAGCUCCAGAUUGCCGAGGAAGCAGACAAAUCCGAAAGCGACGAAAAGAAGGGUGAAAACGACGAAGAAAAGGACAAGGCCGUAACAAAUGGCGAGUCUAAGGUUAAAGGCGACAACAUCAACUACCGUGAAGAACCGGUAGCCUUCUUCUUUGUGCUCUUCGGUCUUGCAUUUGAGGCCCUUGUUGACCAGUCAACUCUGGCCUCACAGCGACUUGAGAUCCUACAAGCUCUCAAAAGAAUCUUGAGACCAAUCAUCUCUGGCAAUGCGAUCUACCAGGACGCCAUUUUCUCGGAGACCAUGGACACCUUUGACCGUCUUGUGUUGACUGAGGCAAUCCCCAUCCAAACUGUCAUCGUUGAGAUUGCGCAGAAUCUGUCUUUGGAUCACCCGGCAGCCCAGAGUGACCAAGAGCGAAGCGAUCAUCUCUCGGAUGAUAUCGAACAGCUCUUCGAGUUGACUAGAAGCAUCAUUCUUGUCCUUGCUGGCAUGCUUCCUAACCUCCGCGAAUCAACCCCUAUGGCGCGUUUCAACGUGACGUCGGAUGAUUCUCUUGCUUUGAUUCGCUUGGCCCUUCGGUCGCUCGUCGAUGUUGCGUCGGUCUUCCCAUCAAUCAUUCGCAAUGAUCUUCACGCCUGUAUACUGCACAUUUUCACUACCAUUCUCGCCACCGGUAUCUGCCAAACCGAAGUGGUCCCGCAAGCGCUUCCCAUUUUCCGACAGUUCGUUCAGAGCAUUACGCAAUUUUCUGAAAUCCCGGAGGAUAUCGAUGUGGUUGCUUUCCAACUGCGUGGCUGCCUUACUCGAUUCCUGACUAUCCUCACGAUCGCUCAGCGCCGAGAAUCGGACUCUUCUAUUCCAUGUGCCAAGAAUACCCUUCUGGCUAUUACUUUCCUCCUGACGGCCGGUGGACACGUUCUCCCGCCCCAGGAUCCCGUCAUCAACCGAGUGCUCGACGAGCUACUGGAUUGUUUGCAAGAUGUUGGACUAGCGACCGUGGCUGCCAGCUGUCUUCGAUCCAUCCUUACCAAGGCCGGCCCGCGCUACAUGACGGACGAUGUAAUCGCCCACUACCUCAUUCCGCGACUGAUUGCCUUCCUUGUCAGCUGUCCCACCGAUUCGGGCGAAGUGCCUAGCGACCCCGAGAAUUCUCGCACAGUCGUUGCACGCACCCUUGUAUCGUGCGUGACCAGCACCGCUAUCUCACCAGCCGCAAUGCCUGCCAAAAUCUCGCUUGUCAUGUCUGCUCUUCUGGCACGCGCCAAGCGCGAAGGACAGUCCGUCCACCAAGAGUCGGCCGCGUAUCUUCUUGAGCUCGCCAAGGCCGACCAGCUCAUUUUCCGCACCUUGGUUGCCAACAUGAACGCAGAGCAGAAGUCCCUCUUGGAAGAAGUCCUCCGCAGUGCGGGUAUUGGCGCUGGAACGUCGAAAUCGGGCGAUGCGGAGGAGAAUAUGCAGCAGGCCGCACCAACUAUUGCUUUGCGCAUGGAUUUCUAA